AUGGCACGCAAACUCAGACGCAUAGCUGCUGCAGCCAUAGCCGUCCCAAUCAACCGCGGUCCUGUUGCAAUUCUGAGGAAAGCUGAUGGCAAGGUCAACGUGUAUCGCUCGAACGCUCAGGGGCUUGGCAAUCUCUACACCGCGACCACAUACGUCGAUCCCAUGGAGAAGGAGAUUUUGCGUAACACGAGACGUGAGGUCAGUGCUGGCUCUGGCUCCGGCAACGACCUGAGUCGUGCUAAUGCCAAGAAGAUCCUGGAUGAUGUCGAGGAAGCUGUGAGCGUGGGCCGUCGUGAGGCCGGAGCCUCGUCUACUGCUAGCCUUGCAGAUGUGACUGAAGCGGCCGGUCUGCUUCCUGUUCCGACCAAGCUGCUGUCGAUUAUUCGCCGCGACGCAGAAGCCUUGCCCGCCACGGCUCUCGAUGAGCUCUCCGGAACCCUCGAUGAGCUCUCGAGCCCGACAACCCCCACAACUACCGCCCUCGAUCUCGACAAGUCAUCAGACUUUACCGGAACAGCGUCACAAACGUCCGAUAUCCUGGGAGUGGUCCGUCGUGAAGCAAGCACAUCAUCGACCUCUAGCAGCGAAGACGCUCUCCUGACAGAGAUUGAGAGUCUCGUGCCUGGCGACAGCGCCACCAAUGUCUUGAAGCGAGAUCCGGAUUGUGGCGAUGAUCAUGAUGAUUCCACAGCGGUGACGGCUGCCACCACCGUUGGGACAGCAUCGGCAAGUGCUUCGCCAUGA
This is a messenger RNA of Recurvomyces mirabilis, 744 nucleotides long. RefSeq lists its product as uncharacterized. The record is from RefSeq and is a predicted model, not a curated record. Lineage: Eukaryota; Fungi; Ascomycota; Dothideomycetes; Mycosphaerellales; Teratosphaeriaceae. Bases 1 to 744 code for a protein of 247 amino acids. The transcript is spliced from 2 exons.